Molecule: messenger RNA, 3033 nt
Organism: Danio aesculapii
Lineage: Eukaryota; Metazoa; Chordata; Actinopteri; Cypriniformes; Danionidae
Exons: 7
Coding region: 1-3033 (1010 amino acids)
Biological process (GO): NAD+ biosynthetic process
Molecular function (GO): nicotinamide phosphoribosyltransferase activity
Source: RefSeq, a predicted model, not a curated record
AUGAUGACCAACGACACAAGAAGAUUGAUUCAGCGGUUCUCCAAAUAUCAAGGACUUGCAGUUGUACUUGAUGAGGAGGAGGAUGCUCUAUUCAGGGCGAGUCCAGCCGCUUUCAAAGUGUCUAAGACUGCCUCUGAGAAUAACCAGAUUUCUCAGAUUGAGAGUGUUUCUCCAAAGGACACUUCCUCUGGGAAUGACGGUGUCUCUGUGGUAGUGUUCCUACAUGAGAGUGAUGGUGUCUCUAAGACGUUUCUUUGCUCUGAGACUGACACCUCCUCUCCGACAAACCGUGUCUCUGUGAUGGACACCUUAUCUGAGAUUGACUCGGUCUCUCAGAUUGAAGGUGUUGCUCCAGUGGACACUUUCUCUGAGACUGAUGAUGUCUCUCCAACUGAUGGUGUUCCUCCAAUGGACACCUUUUAUGAAACUGAUGCUGUCUCUCAGAUUGCUGGUGUGCCUUCAACGGACACUGUCUCUGAGAUUGACGCUGUCUCUCAGAUUGAUAGAGUUCCUGUGAUGGACACGUUCUCUGAGAUUGACUCUGUCACGCAUUACAAUCAAUACCCACCCAACACAAGUAAGAUGUACUCUUACUUCGAGUGCCGCAAGAUGAAGGCCGACCCUACAAACACAAGAAGACUGGUUCAGCGUUUCUCUAAAUAUCAGGACUUGCAGUUGUUCCUUGAUGAGGAAGAAGAUGGCUAUAUUCAGAGCGAGUCCAGCUUUCAAAGGUUUGGAAUUUUUCAAUUUUUGGACACUUCCUCUGGGAAUGAUGGUGUCUCUGUGGUAGUUUUCCUACAUGAGAGUGAUGGUGUCUCUAAGACGUUUCUUUGCUCUGAGACUGACAUCUCCUCUCCCACAAACCGUGUCUCUGUGAUGGACACCUUCUCUGAGAUUGACUCGGUCUCUCAGAUUGAAGGUGUUGCUCCAGUGGACACUUUCUCUGAGACUGAUGAUGUCUCUCCAACUGAUGGUGUUCCUCCAAUGGACACCUUUUAUGAAACUGAUGCUGUCUCUCAGAUUGCUGGUGUGCCUUCAACGGACACUGUCUCUGAGAUUGACGCUGUCUCUCAGAUUGAUAGAGUUCCUGUGAUGGACACUUUCUCUGAGACUGAGGCUGACGCUGUCUCUCAGAUUGAUAGAGUUCCUAUUAUGGACACGUUCUCUGAGAUUGACUCUGUCAUGCAUUACAAUCAAUACCCACCCAACACAAGUAAGAUGUACUCUUACUUCGAGUGCCGCAAGAUGAAGGCCGACCCUACAAACACAAGAAGACUGGUUCAGCGUUUCUCUAAAUAUCAAGGACUUGCAGUUGUUCUUGAUGACGAAGAAGAGGCUAUAUUCAGGGCGAGUCCAGCUUUCAAAGGACACUUUUCUGAGAUUGACACUGUCUCUCAGAUUGAUAGAGUUCCUGUGUUGGACACUUUCUCUGAGACUGAUGACAUCUCUCCGGCUAGCUCUGCUUCAGAGGACUCCAGCCGCCAAACAGGAGAGAUAAAGCAUAAAGAAGAUGCUGACUUUAACUUCUUGUUAGCCACUGACUCCUACAAGGUGACACAUUACAACCAAUACCCGCCCAACACUAGUAAGAUGUACUCUUACUUCGAGUGCCGUGAGAAGAAGGCCAACCCCAACAAACCCAGGAAAAUCAGAUAUGACACAACGGUCUUCUACGGGCUGCAGUAUGUUCUCCACAAGUACUUGAAAGGACAGGUCGUCACUCUGGAGAAGAUUCAGGAAGCAAAGGAAGUGUACCGGGAACACUUUCAUGACGACAUGUUCAAUGAGAAAGGUUGGAAUUACAUUCUGGAGAAGUACAACGGCCAUCUGCCCAUCGAGAUCAAGGCUGUGCCAGAGGGAAGUGUAAUCCCACGUGGAAAUGUGCUGUUCACUGUGGAAAACACAGACGAUGAGUGCUACUGGCUGACUAACUGGAUAGAGACGAUUCUUCUGCAGAUCUGGUAUCCUAUCACUGUCGCUACCAACUCGCGAGAGCAAAAGAAGAUUCUGGCCAAAUAUCUGAUGGAAACCUCUGGAAGCCUGGACGGGCUUGAAUGUAAGCUGCAUGAUUUCGGCUACAGAGGAGUUUCAUCUCAAGAAACAGCUGGAAUUGGUGGAUCUGCACACUUGGUGAACUUCAGAGGAACAGACACUGUGGCUGGGAUCAGCCUCAUCAAGAAAUAUUACGGCACUAAAGAGCCAGUUGCUGGUUUCUCUGUGCCAGCCGCAGAGCACAGCACCAUCACAGCCUGGGGAAAGGACCACGAGAAGGACGCUUUCGAACACAUUGUCAAGAUGUUCCCAUCCGUCCCUGUAUCUGUGGUCAGCGACAGCUAUGACAUCUAUAACGCCUGUGAGAAGAUCUGGGGUGAAGAACUAAGGGCUCUGGUGGAGAUGCGUAGUGCAGACGCCCCGUUGGUGGUCCGACCCGAUUCAGGAGACCCUCUAGAAACAGUGCUGAAGGUGCUCGAGAUCCUAGGAGAGAAGUUCCCUCCGCUUGAGAACUCCAAAGGCUAUAAGGUGCUGCCCCCCUACAUCAGAGUCAUCCAGGGGGAUGGCAUCGACAUAGACUCUUUACAGGACAUUUUGGAGGGCAUAAAAAAGCAAGGAUGGAGCAUUGAGAACAUCGGCUUUGGUUCUGGAGGAGCUUUGCUGCAGAAACUGAACCGAGAUCUGCUCAGCUGCUGCUAUAAGUGCAGUUAUGCGGUGACCAACGGAGUGCCCAUAAACGUCUUUAAAGACCCCAUUGCAGACCCCACUAAAAAGUCAAAGAAAGGCCGGCUUUCCCUUCACAGGACACCCAGCGGAGGUCUGGUGACACUGGAAGAGGGAAGUGGCAGUCUGGAGGAGUACGGAGAGGACUUGCUCCAGACUGUGUUUAGGAAUGGGAAGAUCAUAAAGACGUACACCUUUGAUGAGGUCAGAGAAAAUGCGGAGCUGAAGGAGAGUGAAUUGUGUCCCUCUGAGCAGCUCCCAGCAUCCCCUUCUUCACCACACUGCUCACAGACCAGAGCACAAACACAACAUGCAUAA